Messenger RNA from Coccidioides posadasii C735 delta SOWgp, 4515 nucleotides. RefSeq lists its product as uncharacterized. The record is from RefSeq and is a predicted model, not a curated record. NCBI's taxonomy places the organism in Eukaryota, Fungi, Ascomycota, Eurotiomycetes, Onygenales, Onygenaceae.
AUGUUGAGUGCGGAAUCGGGGAGAAAGAGAAUGGGGGUCUACCUGGAGGACUGGGACUCGUGCUUUGCAGUGCGAGCAGAGAGGUCUUUUCCUCCAUCUGUUGCGUCGACCCCAAGUCUCUCUUCUCCAAGCGACAACCUCGUUCCUCCUCCCCUCCGCCCUCGUUUCACCUCACAAGCCGCAAAAAUCCCUUCUCAUUCUCCUCCACUCAGCCCUAAUCCUCCAGUUUUUGUUUCCUUACAGCUCGUUGAGCCCGGAAAGAUAGUGCCAGGGAACCUCUCCCUUCAUCGAUACCGUGAAUCUCUCUCGCACUCUCGCCCGAAUCUGACGGCGCAACCGCCAGCAAGAAGUUUGAAACGAAAGCCGAAAGCUCUUAAUCUCAAUACCAACUGCACAUCCCAAGCUCCUCCUUCACCUCCUCCUACUCCACCCUCGCCCUCAGCAUAUUCUGGAUCCUCCGACUCUCCGCCUUCGCCAGCGCAGCCAGCCGGCGAAUACCACUACCCAAGGCUGGCCAACGUCUAUUCCACUGAUUAUUUAGCAACCCCCGCCCCCACGAGCGUCACUGAGGAAUUCGUUGUUCACGCAAAAGCAUCUCCUGAAUAUCAUGCUCAGAGACCUGUUUCUAACUUAGACGCAACGCGCCCAAGUUCUCAAAUCAACAAACUGAACGCGUUCUGUAAACAUAUUCGGCAGAUUCCUGCCAGGAUAUUUCGUCAUUCCACACCUGCUUCUGAAAUUUCUCCAUCAUCACCUCAUUUUCCCAGGACGCUCCAUCAUCGUGGAGUCUCCUUUGAGAUCCUUAGUCCUCAGAAGUGGCAAUCGUCUCAAUCCCAUUCUUCCACCAUGAAUAUCGAACCUGAAUUAACUGGGUUAGAAAAGAUGAUCUCUCCUUACCGGCCUAGAACUCAGUCCCGCUCUCGGUCGCAGUCUCUGGACGGACGAGGGCAGAGGACUCCAUCUCGCACCUUGUUUGACGACCUCGAGACGGCCCACUCCUCCAUAACAUCACGACUUCACGAUGGAGGGAACAGGGCUUCAACUACACCCCCAAGGGAUGCCUCCCAAAAUCAGUCCUCGCCGUCCCUUAGCAACGAGGAAAGGAGGGAACAGGCGGCCAUCCAACUUAGGACCGAUUUCGGAUCACAUAAAUGCGUGCUUGCCCGGCAUGUUUCAACCGACUCACCUCUAAGAACAGCGAAGCGCGCAGAUCGUCAACGAAAGCCCAUUAAACUCAUCAAGCACCGGCCAGGCUCUCGCCUUGAGCAAAUGCAAACAAGUACUUCUCCCCACACCCCACCACGCAAGUCUGCCAGUCCCGUGUUGGGUACGUCCUUCAAUCAGUACCAGCCGAGCCUCAACGGUAUCCGCGGUCGAAUCGACAAAUCAACCACUAUUGACAAUAUCAUCAAGAGUCGACUUACUAUGUUUGAUACGCGACUAAAAAACGCACGCUUCUCUAGACUCCAGCGCUCCCGCGAGCUUCAAGCCGAUACCAAGAAGUAUGCUGGACCGGCCGAAGGACUGACUUCCAAUCCCGUCCGGAAUGACUCCGAUGACGGAAAAGACCGGCAUGAGCAUGCGUAUCAAUGCGAGGAAAGCGUUGACUGUCCGGGGGUGCAAGCUCCAACCCCGCCAAACCAUCCUCAGGGCAGUACACAUGAGCUAGUCCCUCCAAGCCAGUGCCGGCAAGGAACAGGGGCAUCAAGCCCAAACUUCUCACGACCAAUCCCGCCUGGAAAAUGGUUAUCCACCCGUCGCUUCUCUCCAUUCAAACCAAUCUCUCGCUCCAGCGUGAAGGCGACGAGUAAAGAAAAUCCACAAGACCGGGUUCGUUCUCCUACUCACGUUCAGUCAAACCAGGAAGUCCAACGCGAGAAUGAGGAGUCGAUUAUGAAACUUUUAUCUCACCAGUCUGCUUCUGUUGCCCGUGAAAUUGAGCGGGGACUCUUCCGGGGAUCUGACAGUCACUGUGAUGAAUCGGACCCUAUCGAUCUAGGGCCAGGGAGUAGCCAAAGCUCCUCUAGUCAGCACUUGAGCCAGCACAUGGGCUCAUCGACCAUUUUCCCAUCGCCACUAAGAGUGUCCUCGGUUUCCUCAUCUCGCUUUUCAGAGCAAGGCCCUGGUAAUCCCUUUUUCCAUGGUGGACUGGGAACGCGUUCAUUGACAAAGAGAAAUGAGAGUGGUUUGGGGAGGAACAGAAGAUAUACGCACACAGCUUUGGAUAAACAUGCCGAGACCCUAGCUAGUGAGGGAAUUCAGGAGGAAGUCGAUGAUGCUGACCGUGACUGGGAGACCGUCGCUGGCAGCCAACAGUUCACCAGCAGCGUCGGCAACGGCUUUGGCCAGGCGGACACAGAAACCAGUCUGGCAGAUUACUCAAGCUUUGGUAACCUUGCCAACUCAAAUACACAUAAAAAGUCACCCCUGCGUUCAUCUAGGGUUGGCAUUCCUACGACUUCUCACGGAACUAAUGCUGUUACAGUUCCAGCUUAUGCAAGGCGUCAUUCCCAUUUCUUUCACAAAGACCCUAGUACUGGCCAAUAUGUCUUGCUUCCUAACACUAACUACCGAAAUUCUGAAGGCUCACGUCUUAACGCGUUUAGAAAACCAAUCCCAGCUCUCAUCGCUUCGACGUCGAAGUCCCCAACUCCUUUUCCCAACAAGUAUCACCAUCCGUCACCACUUAGCGAAGCCCAUACAAAUCCCUUCCGUUCUACUCCGCCGUUGCUACAUUGUCAGCCCGGUCAGAGCGAUGAGCCAGAAAAUGACGGACGUCGUCUCACCACCGUUGGCAAUAGUAAGUCCAAUUUCCAUGACAACGUAGAGAAUACAUACAUUUCCCACCGUGGCUAUGGACAUUUUCAACGCAACCCGAACAUCUCAGAGAGUGCAAGAGCUUCUUUCCAGCAUUGGUUUUCUGAAGUCAUUGGAAAGGACCCAGCACAACGUCCUUCUCAGUCUUCGUCUGCCUUCCACUGGGAUUCUCGAAGCAUAGGACCCCAUAACUCUGCAGAUGCUAGCUCCCUGAACAUUUCCAAAGUUUCAACAAUAGGCACUGACGAUAAUAUCAGCACGCACCCGUUGUCCGUGAACCUGGACUGCCACCCAUGUUUCCGUCCUUACCACACCACUAUCCAGCUUCCGAGUCACGGUGACCUCACGAGAGAAAACCCCAACUUACCUUCCCGCUCUCUUUCGACCGAUCGUCUUCUCCCUGCGGCACCUGAGAGCAGCAAAUAUUCACCAGGUUCAUUGUAUCAUUCCAUUCGGUCAGCUCGCGAUCGCGUUCUCGGAGGGGGGCAAAAGCGAAAGUCAUUGAACAAUACGCUCCCGAGCCCAAUCCAAGAAUCUACCUCGCAAGAUGCAUCUCCUCGCCCUGCUUCUACGGGUCUCCUCGAGAGACAUAUUCCACGGCAGGGCACAGUCAGUUCCCGCAUUUUUUCUUCACGCUCAAUCCUUCUCCGGACACCCACCAUGACUCGUCGAAGCAGCACUCGACAAACAGCAAGGCAACCAACCGCAGACGAACUACUUAGGGAGCGUUUGGAACAAAUGGACCCGGCUCUCCUCGCGGAUUUCUGCCAGCCAAGUCCCAAUUCGAGGCUUUCAAGGGCCACAUGGGAGCCACAAGUGUACGCCAGUGGUCAAGAAACUACGCGACCUGAACCUCUCACUGGCCCGCCGCGCAAUGCAUUUGACGAGGAAUCAGCAUUACCCCCGGAAGGCCAUUUCGAUCAUCACGCUUUCCCGGAUUCACCACGCCUUAAUCCCAUACGUAAGCGAGCGGUUGGUGGCAGUUUAGUUGAACAACGCCGCCUAGGCCGAAAGAUCAUUUUGUGGUGCACUCUUGCAUUCCCACUCGGGUGGACCAUUCUACUGCUGAUUGGGUAUGGAUCAGGACAGGCAGAUUUCCUCAUCCAACGCUGGUCAGAUGGCAAUAUCGACGGAUUCCAUGAGAAGGAGGAGCGUUUGGCUCGACAGGCGGCAAUAGCAUAUGUUAUGUUUUUAUUGAUUGGAUCCAUAGCUGCUGUUUCUGUGGCUCUCUUAGUUUAACUGCUGAAUGGGUGAAGGUGUCCUUUUUGGUGAAACGAUCUUUCAGCCAUGCCUGCAGCAAAAGUUCAGGUUCAUGUGCGCACAGGACAAUUCGAAUAUUAUUUAAUGAGUUAAUGUAGAGCUGCUGUUCUUUUUUUUGUUUCCUUUCCUGAGUUCGUCUUCCUUGUGAAUCUCCCUAACUUCUCAGUGCCUUGUCCCCCUUCCAAUGUACCCUUUUUCACCUAACUAGUGAGCAUUUGGCUUAUGUGUUUGAGUACUCUGUAUGCCUUUAAAUAUUCCCCUUGCUUUAAUGUUCAUUCAAGGGAUUCGGUUCUUCACACAUUCGCAAAGACCCCGAAAAAUCUUGAACAGCAAUAAGGCCAUGCAUCGCUGUUCUUUACGUCGCACAAUUUAAUAUUUCUAAAACACCCUGUACUUGUUAUCAUAAGUAAUGCAACCUGUCAGAGUUUUCCCCCAGUU